AGGAUUUGAAGGCAGACUUUUUCAAAAAAACUAAAAACAACUUCAACAAUGGCAGCCAAUUGUGUAUAUAUACAUAUAUUAUAUACAUGAAGAGAUUGGUUUUAUGGAGUCUCAACAGCCUUCUGAAAGAGGUAGAUAGAAUUAAGAAAUGACAUUCAAUUUCAAUAAUGGCUGACAGUACAGCAGGUGGAACCAUGCAUCGUUAAGCUUCCAUGGCUGGCUUUUCUUGUCGGAUAUUACUGUUUCAUCAAUUAACAAAUCGACUACUUGGCAUUAUUUACCUUUUUCUAAGCCAACGUCGCCUAUAUUAGCUUAAAUUAAUCCAUGACUUUCUGUCUACGACUGCCGACUAUGAUUCUCCAGUUUGAAAACGACUAUUGGCCCAGAUAACGAAAACUCCAUUAAAAUACACCCUCAACUUUUGCAUCAAAUACAUCCAAAUUUCAGUAGAAAGCUUCCUUCAUCUUCCAUUGAAUCACAAGCAGAACAUCCUCAAAGUUGAUUUCAGAUUUGCAGAACAGAGAGAUGAAUGUUCAGAAAUCUUGCUUGAAAGAGGAAGUAGGAAGGGUUAAUAGAAUCAGAGCAAAAGACCCACCAAAAUUACAGAGUUUGCAACUAAAACCAGUCUCUGAUUCUUUCAACAAUAUGGUCGUUGACCACAAAAGUUCCUCUUCCUCAGAGAGAAAAAUUCGACAACCCGAAAAUCUGAGAAAACCCAGCAUUUCACUUCCUAAGCCGGUCGUUGUUUCUUCUAUUAAGUCAGUCAGCGAAUUGGAUUCUGCUGCAACUAAGCUACAAAAGGUCUACAAAAGCUAUAGAACCAGAAGGAACCUGGCAGAUUGUGCAGUUGUGGUUGAGGAGCUAUGGUGGAAAGCUUUAGACUUUGCAGCUCUCAAGGUAAGCUCUGUGUCAUUCUUCGACGUCCAAAAGACAGAAACCGCUACGUCUCGCUGGUCUCGGGCAAGGACAAGAGCUGCGAAGGUUGGGAAAGGUUUAUCAAAGGAUGAGAAUGCUCAAAAACUAGCUCUACAACACUGGCUUGAAGCAAUUGAUCCUCGCCACCGCUAUGGACAUAACUUGCAUUUCUACUAUGAUGUUUGGUUCGACAGCAAGAGCACUCAACCUUUCUUCUACUGGUUGGAUAUUGGUGAUGGGAAGAGGGAAAAUCUUGAGAAGUGCCGUAGAUCAGUUCUGUAUAAGCAAUGCAUCAAGUACCUUGGACCAAAAGAAAGGGAGGAGUACCAGGUGAUUGUGGAGAAUGGAAAGCUUGUUUACAAGCAAAGCAGAAUACCGGUCAACACGGUUGAAGAUUCCAAGUGGAUUUUUGUACUCAGCACAUCAAGAGAUCUGUAUGUGGGGCAGAAGAAGAAAGGUCUCUUUCAACACUCCAGCUUCCUGUCUGGAGGGGCUAUAACAGCUGCAGGAAGAUUGGUCGCCAUUGAUGGAAUUCUUAAGGCUAUAUGGCCAUACAGUGGUCAUUACCUCCCAACAGAGAACAAUUUUAAGGAGUUCAUUAGUUUCCUUGAAGAACAUACAGUGGACUUGACCAAUGUUAAGAGGUGUUCAGUAGAUGAUGACAACUACUCAUAUGAAGACGCGAGCAAAGAAACAUUGACAAUAACAUCUCCAGAAGACAUGGUUUCAGAUGAUGUCGAUUUGGCAGUACCCGUCAAGUUGGUUACAACUAAUGAGCAGCACGUGAAUCCGGGCAGCAGCAGAGAGGCACCAUUGAUAGACAUACCAAAGCGCUUGCUGUGCAGAUGGAGCAGUGGAGUUGGCCCCAGAAUUGGGUGUGUGAAGGAGUAUCCAGCAGAGUUGCAAGCACGGGCACUGGAGCAAGUGAACUUGUCACCAAGACCCUCACCGGGUUUCUUCGGAGGCUCGCUUCCGAUACCUUCACCACGGCCGAGCCCGAAGAUCAGGAUGUCUCCUAGGCUCUCAUAUAUGGGGAUCCCCAGCCCCAGGGUGCCUGUGAGUCUGUGACAGAGCCCAUCUAAGUCUCUGAUUUGGAUCGCAUUUUCAUGUAAAUGGUACUCAUCCUUGUUAUUUCUACCUCUAAUGAUUUGAAAAGUACAUAUCCUGUUUCACUGGAUCAUUUUCUUCCCUGGAAUAAAGAACAAAAUUCAUUUUCCAAUCCCCCAAACGUGAGGAAAAGGGAAAACAACUUUAUAGUUCAGGG
Messenger RNA from Benincasa hispida (wax gourd), 2179 nucleotides. Its product is annotated as IQ domain-containing protein IQM1-like. The record is from RefSeq and is a predicted model, not a curated record. NCBI's taxonomy places the organism in Eukaryota, Viridiplantae, Streptophyta, Magnoliopsida, Cucurbitales, Cucurbitaceae.